GCUCCACUGAUGUCGUGGCGCUUUGGGGCAAGAAGUUGGUGUUGCUUGGGCCCCUGGGACUGAAGACGAGGUCCGGGUGACUCCGGCCCUUUCCUACCCACAUCUCCCUCGCUCGCCUUUCUCUCCUUCCUCUGGCAGGAUGAGGCGUGCAGGCCUGGGUGAAGGAGCACUUUCUGGCAACUAUGGGAACCAUGGCUAUUCUCACAGUGGGUACAGUGCCUGUGAAGAAGAGAAUGAGAGACUCACCGAGAGUCUUAGAAGCAAAGUAACUGCUAUAAAAUCUCUUUCCAUUGAAAUAGGCCAUGAAGUUAAAAGUCAAAAUAAGCUAUUAGCUGAAAUGGAUUCACAAUUUGAUUCUACAACUGGAUUUCUAGGUAAAACUAUGGGAAAACUGAAGAUUUUAUCCAGAGGGAGCCAAACCAAGCUGCUGUGCUAUAUGAUGUUGUUUUCAUUGUUUGUCUUUUUUGUCAUWUAUGGGAUUAUUAAACUGAGGUGAUGCAAGUAAGCCUGAGUUUGGAAUUUGUUCCAACUAAUAGGAUGAAGUUCCACUUUGAUAAAAAUCAGCAUCGCAACAUUCCUAAUUUUGAAAUAUUAGACCUUUUCCAUUGAAGAUUACUGAAUUUUGCUUGUUUUAUAAAUCACAUUAGAUAAUACAGUGCUCUUUGAAUACUGUUUCUUAUUGACUCAUUUAACCCCUAUUUUCAGGGGUAUUGAGAUGGCCUAAAAUCAGUGUUGCUCUACCAACCUUUUUUUCCCAUUGUUUGCUAGUUGUCAGAUUAAUAUCCUGUUGUUAUCAUAAAUGGAGGUUUAUGUUCCACAUAAGAAAUAGUGGGAAAGUAGUAAAAUGCCUGCAGAGCCUGAUUACCAGCUCUUAGGGUAGUAAGCCAGUCUGUGAUGGGAUGGUAAUUAUAUAUUUCUCAGCUGUCAUCAACUGGGGUAAUAUAUACCCCUUUUCUCCUUCAUUUGGUUACAAUUGGAGACUUAAGUUCUUUUUACCUAUAAUCUUAAUUUUUCAUCAAAUUACUCUUCUUUCCUUUCUGUCUAGGACUUCCUUCUUUAAUAAAGCUUGUUAAUUGGGCAUAUGUCUGGUAGGGCCUAAUCUACCUGUGUAUCAACAUAGUUAUUGUUUUAUAUUAACAUAAAUUCCAUUGACUUGGUUUAUGGUAGUUUUAUGAUUUUAGCUASUUAGGCAGGCCAUUUGAUUAUCAUUUGUGACAGAAUAAUGUGAAGUUAAGUGAUUGCUGAGCUCUGGGUAGAAAUAAAAUGUUCAAGAAAAUUAAUUGUCUCUGCUUUAUUAUGUGCUCAAAACAUUGAAAAUACUCAGCAUUGAACUCAAGAGUUAAGAGGAAUAUUAAUCCAGUGCAUUUGUUUAUAGAAAGCUAAACACAAAGGUGGAUUGUUAAGUAAAAAAGAAAUACUAAAAUAUUAUCAAAUACUCUGUAUUGCUACUACU
This is a messenger RNA of Urocitellus parryii (Arctic ground squirrel), 1453 nucleotides long. It is a transcript of the gene Bet1, whose product is annotated as Bet1 golgi vesicular membrane trafficking protein. The record is from RefSeq and is a predicted model, not a curated record. Lineage: Eukaryota; Metazoa; Chordata; Mammalia; Rodentia; Sciuridae.